This is a messenger RNA of Brassica napus (rape), 2020 nucleotides long. RefSeq lists its product as uncharacterized. The transcript is spliced from 5 exons. Lineage: Eukaryota; Viridiplantae; Streptophyta; Magnoliopsida; Brassicales; Brassicaceae. The coding region runs from base 361 to 1722 and encodes 453 amino acids. The record is from RefSeq and is a predicted model, not a curated record.
CCUCUAGAAUCUUAGGCCGUAUUUUUUAGAUUUGGAAAAGAUUCUGAAUAUAUUUUUUUAGAUUUUCUCGGUUACAGAGGAGGUGUAACUGGAGAACGUAUCAGAGAAACCACAAAUCUCACCAUAUAUUUUCUGAACAAGGCGGCUCAAUAAAUAUCGUAUCCAACUUUUAGAUUUUACGCCUUUACAUACAAAAAAUAUAAGCAGGAGAGAGGCUUCGCUUUCUUUCUCUUUGGCUCUAUAAAAUGAAGUAACCAGAGCGUGAUUCUCAGAUCCGUGAAGAAAGACCCUGUGGUCCUUUAAGACAUAUUAAAACAGAAGUGAAAAGGAGCUUUUAAGAAGGUAUCUUCGGUAGAAAGGAUGAGCAUUUGUGUUCGUUUUUGGCGAGGAGAGUGGAAGAAAAAUGGGGAGGAUGAAUGGCAUUUCCAGCCUGAUGACGAUGAUUUCGGAUUAAGGACAAUGAUAAAAGAUGAUGAAACAUAUGAAACGUUGGAGGCCAUGGUUAGGAGACGCUACUCUCUCCGACCGUCUACACCGGUGGUGCUAACCUUCAGACUUCCUACCUGGAUGUUGUCACCGCUGGGACACAAAACUCCACCGACGACAAUAACGAGAACUGAAGAUCUGUGUGUUUUGUUAAACGUCAGGACGUCCCUCUCGGACCUAGCUUUGCUUGUCACCGCUGGUCCUAAAUGUGUUGCAGAGUACGAGUUCCUUUGUAGAACUAGUUUUACCAUUGGAUCAACCACGUACGUUGUUGACAACACACAAAAUGAAGCAUCCAGAGCGGAGUACGAGACUCUUGUUUAUGGGGACCGAGCAACUCAGACUGAAAGGGUUAUGGACGCCCUAUUCCCUGAAGAUGCAUUAAGGCUUUUCCACCGGGUGUCUUGUGAGAUGGCUUAUGCGGACCAAUGGCUUGCUAAUCAAAGCAACAAUAACGGAGGGUCUCGCGAGAUAAUAGUCGUUGAUGACGAUGAUGACGUAAUGUAUGAAGCUAACCCAGUCAAUCUAGAAAUUGGGGAAAGCAGUCGAGGCGGGGGAGGUGGUUCACUCCAACCAAACAUGGUUUACUCUCCAGCUAUGACUCAAUCCCAAGCACCUCCCAUAUUGUGGGACGUUGGAAUGGACUUGGGUAACCACCAAAGUCCAACUAACCCACAAAAUCUCCAUUCUACCUUGGAGAAUGACAUGAGGUUUUGGGAAGGCGUUAUAGCUGCAGGAGUCCAGGUGGAUGGACAGUUAAACAUAAAUGCUGUCAACGAUGAUGAGAUGCAGAAUCUUGGUGGCAUUAUCUCUCUGGCGGGAGCAAACGACCAUGUUAUCGGUGAGGGUGUCGAUCACGAUGUCCUGCCAAACGUUUGUGUUGAGAACGCCGUCGUACAAGCUGAAGGUGGGGGUUCUUCUACUGGUUCAAACCGUGAAGGUAAACAACUAGGGGGUGGUAUGUUGGGUGCAAAACCCUUUGAAGAGGACGACUUCUGUCCAGGAGAGGAGACAGCCCAAGCGUUUGAGGCUGAAGGGAUGCAAACACAGAAUGGAGCUGGGGACGUACCAGUGUUGGCAGCAGGGGUUGUUGAAGAAACAACUCCCACGGUGGUUCCUCCACUGUUUAGCUUAACUAAAGGGGAACACACCGCCGGAACUAGUGGCGUGCGCCAGGGUGAAAAAUGUCUAACCGAAACUUCUUCUGAAGCAAGUGAGACUGAGGGUGGGUUUUGAUACGUUUGAAACCUAUGCACUUCGUUUGGAGACUUUUGUUUAGUGACAUAACCUAUGUUCGGGGUGGGAAAUAUUUUGGGGUGUAUUACGGGAAAGUUGGGAUUAGGAAGUGAAGUGCAGCGUUGUAUGUAUUUAGUUUGGUUAAACUUUUUCGUAGCCGGCUAUGUUAUGGACAACUGGUUUCAUAACCUGUUUACCGGCUAAGUCAAAGUUUAUAAUGUGUCGGUUUGUAAAACUUAUUUUGUAAAUGAUGAAGCAAAGGCUACUAAAUGUUUAAUAUAAAUGAAGUUUAACUUAA